AUGGCAACCGAAUCAAACCAGCUAGAGAAUGGUAAGGAUAAAAUUCCGGCAUGCCAGUCCUGUCGACGAAAAAAGGCGAAAUGCGAUCGUGAACAACCAUGUACGCAGUGCGUGCGAUUCAAUGUCGACUGUCUCUACGACGAUGGCCGUCUGAAACCGGGUCUGCGGGCUGGUGCUGUCGAGCAAUUGCAACACCGUGUCGAGACGCUAGAAAAUAUGUUCAUUGGCCAAGGCUUACUCUGGCAAAAGAUAUGGAAUUCUAUCAACCCUUCGUCCAGAGAAUGUUGUGCAAAUCCCUCAAGCUUUGACCAGUAUCGUCAGCAGGUAAAAGAUUCGUUUCUCCAAAUGACACCGGGUGAUGAAGAGUCUCCUCUAGAAGAAAAUAACGGUGAGCAAGAUGGCGAAGAAAGCUGUCAGCAAGAUGCAUACCCCGUUAAACGUCGAAAAACCAUUUCACAAUCCAAAUCUACAGAGCUAGCAACACCAUCGGCUCACACAUUGAGCGAUCAUGAUCUUCCAUCCCGAGAAAUAAUGAAUGAGUUGGUCGAAUUUUACUUUGCCAACGUGCACCACUGGAUCCCUAUUUUACAUGUUAAAAAGUUCCGACUACAGAUUCAAACAUCAGAAGGGUGGGAGAGUGCAACUCAGAUCUUGCAUGCAAUCGUGGCAACCUGUAUUUGCUUGGUUAAAUGUGUGGAUGUUGGUAGCUAUGAAACAAGGGUCCAGAUGGCCGCUGUAAGUCGACAGAAGGUGAUACUCAGCAGCAUGGAGUCGUUCUCUGUCGAGAACCUACAGGCUUUAGUGAUAAUCGCCUUUAAUACAAUCGGUAGUGGUCGUGGUCCAUCGGCGUGGUCGAUUGUAGGGAGCAUGACCAGGACAGUGGAACAGCUCCAGCUUAGUGUUGAAGAACCUGAAGAAGAUAGAUCGACGAAAAAAGGGGAAUACCUAAUCCGGCGAAUGGUUUUCUUGCAGCCUACUAAGACUUGGUGGCAAGCUGAGGAGCGACGAAGACUCUUCUGGGCCGUGUUUUUGAUGGACCGAUUCUGUAGUGUUUCCACCGGAUGGAAUCUCAGUCUCACAAGUGCAGAUGUCCGACGUCGUCUCCCAUGUGAAGGCGCUUUAUGGGAAAAGGAGCAUGAAGUUCUAGCUCCUUUUUUUGGCAUCACUGACAAGAGCUGUUUCCCCGGCAGUAUCCCGACCCUUGUGGACAAUCAAUUGAAAGAUAACCUUGAGCAAGACGCUGUUGGGGGAUUUGCCUACUGCAUCGAAGCGACAGAAUCUCUUACACUCGUCAUUAACUUUUUCGUUCAUCAUGCUUUGGACUUGAAAGAUGCACAAAACGCUCAAGUCUGGUUGAUGAGGUUCAAGGAGCUAGAUCUACGACUUGUUCAGUGGAAGCUUUUCCUGCCUCCAAAAUGGCGAACAGCGUCUGUGCUCAAUGAUGAUGGGGUGGUUGAUCCAAACCUCACCUUAGCGCACAUCACUCACAACACGGCUGUGAUAUUGCUGCAUCAGAGCAUCGCCUACCCACCACCUCAUUGGAAGAAUAGUCCCGUUCGACUUCCUUCAAACGUAUCAGUAGACACAUGCAUUGAGGCUGCAACCGAAAUUGCAGCCACUGGUCACCACUUUCUACACCACUCGCCCAUUCUCACCAAUCCGCAGUUUUCUUUUUGUCUAUUUAUUGCGGGGCGCAUGCUGCUAGCCCAUUGCAGAUACACUAGCGUUCCUAUCCCAGACCAGCUCGAUACUAUCGUUUCUAAUCUAUCGGAAAUAUCUCGACGGUGGGCUGGCCCUAACUCCCCAGACCGUGAAAACUUAGCAUCCGUAUUUGCAAAACGACUGGCCAAUGCCAGGAAACAUAUUCACUCCACCGCAUCCGCCCGUGGUAGUCUCGACAUCCGGCAAGCGGUCUAUUCGGACUCUCAAUCGAGGGUUAAUCCUGGUCCUUCAGGAGAACAUAAUAGCACUCCAGAGACACGGGCAGCCAUUGAUGGUCCACAAGCCAUUUUAAGCCAGCAAGACAAUGCCGUUAGUCCCAAUAUCUUAUACCAAAUUCAACAUGAUGACGGCCAUGGAGGAUCAACUUAUAGCUGUCUAUCACCAACCGGCUCCUUCAGUAACUCCCUUAGCCUCGCUUAUCCCCCUCUCCCUGUAUCCUUGCAGCUGCAAUACGCGCCAUUGACCGAGUCGAACAUACUAGAUCCAGUGUUGCUUGAAAAAAGCCAUGAGCGAACUUUCUAUGGCACUGGGUCAGUUGAAACAUUACCUGCCUCACAAUUUUGGUACUCUGGUUCACAAUAA
Talaromyces proteolyticus is the source of this 2304-nucleotide messenger RNA. Its product is annotated as putative C6 transcription factor. Gene Ontology annotation, biological process: regulation of DNA-templated transcription; DNA-templated transcription. Gene Ontology annotation, molecular function: zinc ion binding; DNA-binding transcription factor activity, RNA polymerase II-specific; DNA binding. Lineage: Eukaryota; Fungi; Ascomycota; Eurotiomycetes; Eurotiales; Trichocomaceae. Gene Ontology annotation, cellular component: nucleus. The record is from RefSeq and is a predicted model, not a curated record. The transcript has 2 exons. The coding region runs from base 1 to 2304 and encodes 767 amino acids.